CACCUCCAAGUGCGCCUGCGCCAUCCCCGGGGAUGUGUGGGGAGGGGUCUGGGGGGGAGGAGGGAUGCCCCAGCGCGUCAGCCACCUGCUCUGCACCCCUCUGUCAGGGUCCGGUACUGGGACCUCCUGCUGCUCAUUCCCAACGUGCUCUUCUUCAUCUUCCUGCUCUGGAAACUUCCAUUUGCUCGGGCCAAGAUCCGCGUCACCUCCAGCCCCAUUUUUAUCACCUUCUACAUCCUGGUGAGUUCAUUCCCAUUGGUGACAGAAAACCCCAACGCCCACAGGUUGGAGCCAAAAAAAAAAAAAAAAAAAGGGGAAUCCGUCCCCAUCUCCAGCUGUGUGGACGCCACCACUUUCCUCUACUUCAGCUUCUUCGCGCCGCUCAUCUACGUGGCCUUCCUCAGGGGCUUCUUUGGCUCGGAGCCCAAGAUCCUGUUCUCCUAUAAAUGCCAAGUGGACGAGACGGAGGAGCCAGACGUGCACCUGCCCCAGCCCUACGCCGUGGCCCGGCGGGAAGGCUUGGAGGCCGCGGGGGCUGUCGGGGCCUCCUCUGCCUCCUAUUCCAGCACCCAGUUCGAUUCCGCGGGCGUAGCCUACCUGGACGACGUGGCGUCCAUGCCCUGCCACGCGGGCAGCAUCAACAGCACCGACAGCGAUCGGUGGAAGGCCAUCAACGCCUAAGAGCGGCCUCCCUGGACCUGCGGGGAUGGGACAGACGGGACAGGGGGCCGAGGCCGGACUCCCAGGUGGAGCAGAUGAAGGGUUGGGGGCGAGGCCUGCACCUCCUGCCCUCCAGCUCCCAGUUCCCUUGGUGGCCAGUGCUCCAGCCGGGGACCCCUCGUCCUUUUUCCAUCCCCUCGCCCCGCUCAGCAGGCCAGACUGGUCUCCCAGGGACAGAACCUCAUUGCACAAGAUGGCUGCUGCCCACCUCCCCUCACUGCCCCACUCCGCAGCCACUGGUCUCCUCCAAGCGCACAGUGUGGGGGGCCAGCGGUGGCGUGUAUAUUUUCUUGAUUUAUUUUUUAAUAAAAUGGAAAAAAGAGUAGAA
This is a messenger RNA of Ictidomys tridecemlineatus (thirteen-lined ground squirrel), 1048 nucleotides long. The record is from RefSeq and is a predicted model, not a curated record. NCBI's taxonomy places the organism in Eukaryota, Metazoa, Chordata, Mammalia, Rodentia, Sciuridae.